Hypanus sabinus (Atlantic stingray) is the source of this 786-nucleotide messenger RNA. RefSeq names its product histone H3.3A-like. Gene Ontology annotation, molecular function: structural constituent of chromatin; DNA binding; protein heterodimerization activity. Gene Ontology annotation, cellular component: nucleosome. Lineage: Eukaryota; Metazoa; Chordata; Chondrichthyes; Myliobatiformes; Dasyatidae. The coding region runs from base 140 to 550 and encodes 136 amino acids. The record is from RefSeq and is a predicted model, not a curated record. The transcript has 4 exons.
CAGUCCAAUUGCUUAAGCAGCUUUGGCCAAUGGGCUUUAAGGAACGUUGACCCUGGAAUGACGUCAAACGUGACUCAAAAGUAGAGUGCGGCAGCCUGAGUGUGUAUGAAGAUUUGUAAACCUUAUCCUAUGAGCGGAGAUGGCGCGUACAAAGCAGACCGCCCGUAAAUCGACCGGUGGUAAGGCGCCCAGGAAGCAGCUGGCCACCAAGGCGGCUAGGAAAAGCGCUCCGUCCACCGGUGGUGUGAAGAAGCCUCAUCGUUAUAGGCCGGGCACAGUUGCCCUACGAGAAAUCCGCCGAUACCAGAAGUCCACUGAGUUACUUAUCCGUAAACUACCCUUCCAACGUCUGGUCAGGGAAAUUGCCCAGGACUUCAAAACUGACUUGAGGUUUCAGACCGCUGCAAUUGGAGCUUUGCAGGAAGCCAGUGAAGCCUAUUUGGUUGGCUUAUUUGAGGACACCAAUUUGUGCGCCAUCCAUGCUAAAAGAGUAACUAUCAUGCCCAAAGACAUUCAGCUGGCCCGGCGAAUCAGAGGAGAACGUGCUUGAAAUUAUGCACUAUGUGAAAAAAGUUCUCUGGAAGUUAAAUGUAUUUUGGAAUCGGUAUUUGAAAAUGAUCAUUUCUAAAGCAUUUUUGGACUACAAUCUUGACUUGUUAAGGCUAGGCCAUGUUUCAUAUUUUUGUUAGUAUUGACAGCAACUUGCAACAUUGAAGUAGCAGAUUAUUUUGUAAACAUUCCAUGACACUUGGCUCAGGUUUCAAAAUAAAAUAUUUUGUAUCUUAA